UUCCUCCAUGUUAUUAGCUUAGCCUAGCCUAGCCUCGCUAGCCUGGAGCAGCAGAGAUGGAUGACGGGGACGAGCCGAGCUUAGUCCUCUCUCACGGCACUGCUUCAGCCUCAAAGUCCUCCGGGGACAAAAUGUUCUCCCUGAAGAAGUGGAACGCUGUGGCCAUGUGGAGCUGGGACGUGGAGUGCGAUACCUGUGCUAUCUGCCGGGUCCAGGUGAUGGACGCUUGUCUCCGAUGCCAGGCGGAAAACAAACAGGAGGACUGUGUCGUCGUCUGGGGAGAAUGUAACCACUCCUUCCAUAACUGCUGCAUGUCUCUGUGGGUGAAACAGAACAACCGCUGCCCCCUCUGCCAGCAGGACUGGGUGGUUCAGAGAAUCGGGAAAUAAGCUUCAUCCCAGGCCGUCCUAUCGUCACACAGGGCCUGUGAUGGACUCGGCAGUGGACGGAGCCACCUUUGACACCCGCCCUCCUCCUUCUGAUCGCAUGUUUGGGCAGCUCUGCCUGUCAGAGGAGGACGAUGGACAGAAAUGAACGUACCACGGACCGCUGGGUACUGAUUGAUUUAAGAGGAUGAAGAGAAGGAGGAACCUGGCUGUGGUGAUUGGUCUCUUUAACUUCAUGUUAUUAUGAUCUGUGGUGCUGUGAGCACAUCCUGAAUAUGUGACUGUCUUUAUAAAAUAAUAAACAAGUGUUUAUGGAUGUUAA
Messenger RNA from Cheilinus undulatus (humphead wrasse), 708 nucleotides. It is a transcript of the gene rnf7, whose product is annotated as ring finger protein 7. NCBI's taxonomy places the organism in Eukaryota, Metazoa, Chordata, Actinopteri, Labriformes, Labridae. The transcript is spliced from 3 exons. Gene Ontology annotation, biological process: ubiquitin-dependent protein catabolic process; protein ubiquitination. Gene Ontology annotation, molecular function: zinc ion binding; ubiquitin protein ligase activity; cullin family protein binding. The record is from RefSeq and is a predicted model, not a curated record. The coding region runs from base 57 to 389 and encodes 110 amino acids. Gene Ontology annotation, cellular component: Cul5-RING ubiquitin ligase complex; nucleus.